Messenger RNA from Alligator sinensis (Chinese alligator), 1468 nucleotides. It is a transcript of the gene CHCHD3, whose product is annotated as coiled-coil-helix-coiled-coil-helix domain containing 3. Lineage: Eukaryota; Metazoa; Chordata; Crocodylia; Alligatoridae. The transcript has 8 exons. The record is from RefSeq and is a predicted model, not a curated record. Gene Ontology annotation, cellular component: MICOS complex; mitochondrion. The coding region runs from base 2 to 754 and encodes 250 amino acids. Gene Ontology annotation, biological process: inner mitochondrial membrane organization.
CAUGGGCGGCGGGGGCAGCACCGGGCGGCGCGUCAGCUUCGAGGUGGACGAGAAUGAUCACGUCACGGUGGUGAAGGGCGUGCGGGUGAGCUCACGUAUCUCUGAGUCUGUCAUCGAUCGUAUGAAGGAGACAUCUUCACCCGGUGCAAAACCAUCCUCUCAGCAGCAAUCAGCAUCUGGUGAUCAUGGCUUGCAUGGAGCUGUUGCAGUUAAUGAAGAAGAGCUAAAGAAAAGAAUAGCUGAAGAGCUGGCAUUAGAACAAGCCAGGAGAGAGACUGAAGCUCACAAAAGGUUGAAACAGGAUCAGAUGUAUGUACAUGAUGAACUUGGCAGAGUCCUGGAGCGAGAGCGAACCGCUUCAAAUGAGCACCUGACUAGAGCCAUUCUCCGAGAGAGAGCCGCAACCGAAGAGGAGCGUGUGAAGGCGGAGCGUUUUGCCAAGCAGCUGGAAGAGAAAGACAGAGAACUGAAGAAGCAUGAUGCCUACUACAAAGAGCAGCUGGCUCGACUGGAAGAGAGAAGUGCACAGUUCUACAAAGUGACUACGGAGCAGUACCAAAAAGCAGCCAAUGAAGUGGAAGCUAGAUUCAAGCGAUAUGAGUCUCAUCCAAUCUGUGCUGAUCUGCAGGGUAAAAUUCUCCAAUGUUAUCAGCAAAACUCUCACGAGACCCUCAGCUGCUCUGCACUGGCCAACCAAUACCUGCAUUGUGUCAAUCAUGCCAAACAGCAGAGCAUGCUCGGGAGAGGAGGAUAGAGGCAGCAUCCAAAUCCAGUACAAGCCCAUCAACUCUAAUUUCAGUAGCAGAGCAUUUUUUUUUCCCCAAGAACAAGAUGACAGCCCAUUUACAGGGCAGACCGAUAAAGAGAAGAACUGGAAGAGCCAUUUCAAGAGCAGCAGCCAUCACGGCUCAAUCAGUGUGGCCAUUUGAAAAGCCAAGACCUGUAUCUUAUUACAUCAGAAAUCAUACAUCUGAGGACACUGUUCAGUUUUAGUAAAAACCCACUUAUUGGUGAUUGAAGAAAGGAAGAGAAAAGAAACUUCCAUUGACCUUAGGAGGAAAAUAUCCUUCAACUGCUGCUGUUUUGUGGUAGAAUCUACUCCAUAACUCCUUGCCGUCGAAGCCAGGGGUAUGUAACACUUGAUGUGCCAUUAUAUGGCAUCACUGUAUAAACUAGCCCAUUACUACACCACACUGUGCAGCCUGUGUUCGCUGCUGGCAUUUAAGCAGUUUUCCUUUUCAUGUGUAAAUGAAGCAAUGUUUGCUUAACUUAUUACCGAAAUUAUGUAAUAAAAAAAAUUCCUUCCCCUCCCCUCCCUUGCCCUCUGCUGGAAUAACGUUGUUAGUGCUCCAACACUUCAGGUGUAAGGUGGCCUUCAGCUCCAUUGCACGGAUUUUGUUAUGCUCUCCACUGCUGUCACAAUUAUAGCUCAUUCUUUAUCAACAAUAAAUUUAUUUUGUGAGCAGGA